AUGUUAGUCAAGGAAACCGGGGGCCAGGUUCGAUCCCUGAUCAAACGCAAGUGUAUGAAGAACGGCCCGCGAGUCAAUCAAGCCGUGUUUGAGCGGUGGUCCCUUUACCAUGUUGCCUUUUUUGCUACUUCUUCGUCUUCUUCCUUCCUGUUUUUGGAGAGGCGAUGUCUGCGCUUCCCGAAGUCAUGUCAUGUUGCCAUUAACAUCAUCAAGCCCGCGAAGAUCCCAUAA
Messenger RNA from Parascedosporium putredinis, 231 nucleotides. Lineage: Eukaryota; Fungi; Ascomycota; Sordariomycetes; Microascales; Microascaceae. The record is from the annotation of a GenBank genome assembly.